Molecule: messenger RNA, 384 nt
Organism: Haliotis rubra (blacklip abalone)
Lineage: Eukaryota; Metazoa; Mollusca; Gastropoda; Lepetellida; Haliotidae
Product: protein spalt-accessory-like
Exons: 1
Coding region: 1-384 (127 amino acids)
Source: RefSeq, a predicted model, not a curated record
AUGGUUCUGGCCGUGACUCUGGGACAAUUCGGCUUCCCAGGACUUGGCGGAAGGCCAGGAUUUGGUGGUCUUGGAGGAGGUAAUCCACUCCUUGCCGCUCGUGGAGGCUUAGGUGGACUUGGUGGAUUUGGUGGACCUGGACUCCAAGGACUUGGAGGGGGAUUCCAGCAACAGCCUCCUCCACCCAGCAAUCCCCAGCAGCAGGCUCAACCUUCCGGUCAGGACCAGAAGAAGCUGGUGGACCUCCUGGCCAACGUCAUCUCAAAGAACCAUGAUCACAAGUACCAUCAGGAACACAGUAACGAUAACUCCGACGCCCCCAAGACGCCCAGCAGAAUUCAAGCAAUCAAAGAUGCUAUUGCACUCCAUAACAGGAGUUAUUGA